AUGAACUCGACGCCUUCCGAGUCUGCAUCUUCUUUGCCCUCGUCCGCCCCCGCCCCACGUGGUCCCCACAGCCCGAACGGCAUCACGGGCCCACUGGCCCACAAAGCCGCUGUACCCACGGAGCGCAUUGACGUCAUCGACGCGUUCCUCCAGCAGCGCGUAACCCAUCGGCCGCUCGUGGGCAUUGUCUGUGGCUCGGGCCUCGCGGGCCUCAGUCAGUGCCUGUCGCACCAACAGGUCAUUCCCUACAAAGCCAUUCCGCAGUUCCCGUGCUCGACCGUCGAGGGGCACCCGGGGGAACUCGUGUUUGGCGACCUCAAUGGCCUCCACGUCGUGUGCAUGCGCGGCCGUUUCCACAGCUACGAAGGCUAUGCCCUCCACGAGACGGCGCUCCCGAUCCGCGUCAUGUACCUCCUCGGGAUCCAGUACCUGAUCGUGACGAACGCGGCCGGGGGGCUCAAUCCCGACUUCCACGUCGGCGACGUCAUGAUCCUCACGGACCACCUCAACAUGCCGGGGCUCUCGGGGCAGCACCCGUUGAUUGGACCCAAUGACGCGCGCUUUGGCGCGCGGUUCACGCCCCUGUCGGACUGCUACGACAAGCAGCUGCAGGCGCUCGCGCGUCGGGUGGCCGCGGACGUGGGGCUCGCGCACAAGACGCGCUCGGGCGUCUACUGCUUUGUGUCGGGGCCGACGUACGAGACGCCGACCGAGUGCCGGUUCCUCCGCCUCGUGGGCGGCGACGCCGUGGGCAUGAGCACUGUGCCAGAGGUCGUCGUGGCGGCCCACUGCGGACUGAAGGUCUUGGGGCUGUCGCUCAUUACGAACAAGGCGCUGUUUCCAGGGGACGAAGGAGAGGGCGCGUCGCAUGCCGAAGUCCUCGAAGCGGUUCAGGCCACGCAGCACGACAUCGAGACGUACGUGCGGGGCCUGAUUGCCGCCAUUGGUAAACACCACAGUAUGUUGUAG
Messenger RNA from Hyaloperonospora brassicae, 969 nucleotides. NCBI's taxonomy places the organism in Eukaryota, Oomycota, Peronosporomycetes, Peronosporales, Peronosporaceae. The record is from the annotation of a GenBank genome assembly.